Molecule: messenger RNA, 6182 nt
Organism: Anopheles merus
Lineage: Eukaryota; Metazoa; Arthropoda; Insecta; Diptera; Culicidae
Exons: 2
Coding region: 38-2053 (671 amino acids)
Molecular function (GO): zinc ion binding; nucleic acid binding
Source: RefSeq, a predicted model, not a curated record
AUCAGUAAAUUCAAGUCCUACUUUUCCAACAGCAGCAAUGCUGGCGGAGAAAAGAAAGCGAAUGCGUCAGCAUUUCGACCAAAGGCUGGACCGCAUUGAUCAAGCACUACAGCAUGCAACAAGAGCGGAUGCCGCUUUUCUGAAAGGAUGUGCGUCACGCUUGUCGAUGCUAUCCACGGAAUAUGAAACAUGGCACACCAACAAUUUGGUUUCUUCUUCCAAUGCACAGUUCGAACAAGAAGAAGAAGAGUACGCCUCUUUCGAGAACCGCCAUUUUGAGCUUUCAUUGGCAAUUGAAAGAAACUUGUCAUCAAGUGUAGUUUCCACACCAACACGCGAUACCAUGCCACACACAAAACUUCCCGAAAUGCGCUUGCCAACUUUUGAUGGAAAGAUGGAAGAUUGGUUACCGUUUCGAGAUGCCUUUCUCAGUCUUAUUGAUCGCAAUAAGAAUUUAGCCGACGUAGACAAGCUACGAUACUUAAAAGGCUCUCUUCAAAAGGAUGCUCUUAACGUAGUAGGAGACAUCGAAAUCACCGACGCAAAUUAUUCUGUUGCCUGGGAAGUAUUGAAAUCGCGAUUCGAAAACAAAAAGCUAGUGGUGAAACGAUAUCUUGAUGGAUUAUUUGCGAUACCACACAUGAAAAAGGAAUCAUACGAAUCACUGAUUUCUUUAAUUGACAGUUUUGAGCGUGGUGUUAAAAUGACGACUAGAAUGGGAGUGGCCACGGAAGGAUGGAGCGUGCUCUUAGCUCACAUGGUCUGCUCUAAAUUAGACCUGGCCACACUUAAACAAUGGGAAAUACAUCAUAGCUCAACCAAUGUUCCCACGUAUGACGAGAUCAUGAAAUUCCUUCGCAGCCAAGCAACUGUUUUGCAAGCCAUGGCUCCAGACAGGAAUCGAACAAGUGAAGCAACAACAGCUGGAGGCAGAAUGAAAACCCGCAACGAAGUGUACAGCGUGGUUAAGCCGGCCACAAAGGUUUGUUCAUUCUGCAAAAGGGCUUCACAUGCUGCGUACCUGUGCGAAGUGUUUCGAAAUGCAUCUGUGGAAAAGCGACACGAGCUAGUGAGGAACGGACAGUUGUGUUUUAACUGUUUGUCGGCGGGUCAUCAGCGAAAGGAUUGUUCGUCCGGAUCUUGCCGUGUAUGUCAGCGAAAUCAUCAUACGAUGCUUCACAAACCGAAUUCUCCAAUUGAUCAGUCGUCAUUAGCAUCAGCGUCAUCACUGCCGUCUACAUCAAAUGCAGAAGCAGCUACACCGGCUUCUAUUGUUCAACAUUGUGCGCGCAACAAUUUCGAAAAAAUAAUCCUGUUACCAACAGCAAUGGUACAAGUAGUGAAUGUUGACGGAACACGUAUCUGGGCUCGAGCUUUACUGGAUGGAGGUUCACAGAUCAACAUUGUUACGGAACGAUUGGUACAGCUGUUGAGAGUCCAGAAGAGGAACGAGCAUCAUCUGCUUGGUGGAAUAGGGAAGGCACAGCAUUCGUCUCAUCAUUCUGUGAGCCUUGCUAUCCACUCUCACUGCUCUACCUUCAAGGCAAGCUGGAAGUUCCAUGUGCUGCGAGAAGUGACGUGGGACCAGCCAGCACAUGCAGUCAAUCCGGAAGGAUUGAACCUACCGAAGGGAGUGACGUUGGCGGAUCCUCAUUUCUAUGAGCCAGGGCCAAUUGAUCUACUUAUUGGGCGAGAAGGUUACAACGAUCUACUUUUGGGUAACAUUCUUCGGUUGAAUAGCCCAAAACUACUACUGCAAAACACGGAGCUGGGUUGGAUUGUCUCAGGUCAGGUAAGCCAAGGUCUAACACACUCUUCCUUAGUGCUCAACGUCAUGACGCUGAAUGACCAACUAAGCCGGUUUUGGGAACUGGAAGGCUGCUACUCCCCUGCGAUGUUAUCCGUCGAGGAAGCUGAGUGUGAGGCAGCAUUUGUACAAACAACUUCACGAGACCACGAAGGCCGUUUCGUGGUAGCCUUACCAACGCGUACUGAAAGGCUUAAUCAACUAGGAGUAUCUCGAUCUAGGACACAUGGAAGAAAUUCCAUCUGACCGCCAUGACAUUGGAAAGACAUAUUACAUGCCGCAUCAUUGUGUAGUACGACCCGACAGCCUCACGACUAAGCUAAGAGUCGUAUUUGAUGCAUCCAGUUCUACUGAUACAGGGGUAUCCCUCAACGAUGCACUGAUGGUGGGACCUUCAGUGCAAGAUGAUCUUUUGUCGUUGUUACUCCGAUUUAGAGUACCCAGAUUUGCGAUUUUGGCUGACAUUGAAAAAAUGUAUCGCCAAAUUUGGGUGAAGGAGUCCGAUCGUCCACUUCAACGCAUCCUGUGGAAAGAAUCUGCUGAUGAUAGAAUUCGCAUCUAUCAGCUGAAAACCGUUACGUACGGCACAGCCUGCGCACCUUACUUGGCCACCCGUUGUCUGCAAGCGUUGGCUAAGGAAGGAGAAACAAGAUAUCCCAGGGCAUCCAAGGUCCUCGAGCAAGAUUUUUACAUGGAUGACAUGAUCACCGGUGUGGAAUCUGUUGAAGAUGGCCGGAUUAUUUGCAGCGAAAUAAAUCAGCUUCUACAAUCGGCAGGAUUUCACCUGCGCAAAUGGGCUUCAAACUCGUCUGAGUUACUGGAGCAAAUACCAGCUGAACUACAAAUCGAGGGAGAUGUUUUGAACAUCGAUCGCAGCACAUCCAUCAAGGCUUUGGGUUUAAGAUGGAUGCCAUCAUCGGACCAGCUAGGGUUUAGUGUGCCUGGUUGGAAGGAAUCAGAAAUCAUCACCAAACGCAUUGCGUUAUCAGACUCAGCUAAGUUGUUCGAUCCUCUUGGACUGUUAGGACCAGUCAUUGUAGUAGCAAAGUGUUUCAGGCAGGAGCUCUGGAAGAACGAAAAUACCUGGGAUGAACCUUUGGAGUCUGAACGGCAACAAUUCUGGUUGCGCUUCAGAGAACAACUCGCUGAUCUGACUAGCUUGACAAUUCCACGACGAGCAAUUGGUGGAACAGUGCGAAUUGAAGCUCACGGAUUUAGUGAUGCUUCCCUACGGGCUUAUGGCGCCUGUAUCUACAUACGAGCAGAAUCGUCCGAUGGCCAAGUCUCAGUACGGUUGUUAUGUGCUAAGUCAAAGGUGGCACCGAUACCUAAUACCAAACGGAAGAAAAACGUGUCCCUUCCACGGCUCGAGUUGUCGGGAGCAUUGUUACUAUCACACUUAUGGCAGAAGGUGAAGCAAGGGGUGAAAUUGGAGCUUAAAAUCAACUUCUGGGUUGAUUCAACGAUAGUUCUUCAUUGGCUUUCAAGCAGUCCUUCCCGUUGGAAACAGUUCGUUGCGAACAGAGUUGCGGAAAUCCAGCACCAAACCUACAAGAUGCCUUGGAGUUAUGUGGCCAGCGAGCACAAUCCAGCUGACAUUAUUUCCAAGGGAAUGAUGCCUUUGCAGCUCAUGGAUUCCCAACUUUGGUGGCAAGGGCCCUCAUGGUUGCAUCUUCCAAGUCAAGCUUGGCCUACGAACAAACCCAAUACUGAAAUUUCCUCGGAAGAUUUGGAAGAGCGAUCGAUUGUAGCCACAUCUCAACAGGUACCGUCAAAUUUUCUAUUCGAUCUUUCUUCAUCUUACGAAAAAUUGGUGCGACUUACGGCAUAUCUGCUGCGGUUCAUGUACAAUUGUCAACCGACACACCGCGGAAAUCUACGAAAGGGGUUUCUAAAAAUAGAUGAAUUAGUGUCAGCGUCUCUAACGCUCGUUCGUCUGGCCCAACAAGAAACCUUUGCUGAGGAGCUUCGGGAUGUUCGUCAAACUGGAGCGGUCAAGCCGAACUCAAAACUGAAAACGCUAACACCUAUUCUGAAAGAGGGUAUCCUACGUGUGGGUGGUCGUUUGCGAAACGCGCCUGUUUCGUAUGAACGCAAACAUCCGAUAAUUUUAGCGUUUUCUCACCCAUUGACCCUACUGAUUGCGCGUUCUUAUCAUCGACAAUAUCUGCAUGCGGGACAACAAGAGCUCAUAUCUAGCCUGCGUGAGAGAUUCUGGCCCCUUCGCGUACGCAACCUGGCACGAAAGGUCGUAUAUGAGUGUGUAAGUUGUUUCCGAUCCAAACCAACAACGGCAGAGCAAAUCAUGGGAGAUUUGCCCAGCGAACGCGUAAACCCAGUUCUCCCAUUCUACAACACUGGUGUGGAUCUGUGUGGUCCAUUAUUCUAUAGACAAACCAACAAGAAGGCUGCUCCAAUCAAAUGCUAUGUUGCUGUUUUCGUCUGUCUUGUGAUCAAAGCAGUACAUGUGGAGCUUAUUGCCGAUUUGUCUACUCCAGCCUUCAUUUCUACAUUGAAGCGUUUCAUAGCUCGUCGCGGUAAACCAUCCGUAAUCCAGUGCGACAACGCCAAAAAUUUCCGGGGAGCUGAUCGAGCGCUCAAGGAGAUGUAUGAGCUGUUCCAGAAACAACAACAUCAGGAUGCUGUUACAACUUACUGCGGAACGGAAGGGAUCACCUUCAACUUCAUCCCUCCGCGGUCACCCCAUUUCGGUGGGAUCUGGGAGGCCGCAGUGAAGUCGCUUAAACGGCAUCUCAAGGCGACGAUAGGAUCCAGUAUCUUGCGGCGAGACGACCUGGAAACUAUCUUAGUUCAAGUGGAGGCUUGUUUGAACUCGCGACCGUUAACUGCACUUUCCAACGAUCCAGAGGACCUGGAAAUUCUGACACCGGGUCAUUUUUUGAUUCAACGGGCGCUUACAUCGGUCCCUGAGCCAUCUUAUGCUGAGAUUCCAGGCAACCGCCUGGACCGCUAUCAACAAUUGCAGGAGUAUGUUCGGCGGAUUUGGAAGCGAUGGAAUCGAGACUACUUGUCUGGUUUGCAUCCGCGUACCCGGUGGACUUCAAGGCGAGACAACGUUCGGGAGGGCACUAUGGUCCUGCUGAAGGAGGACAACCUUCCCCCUCUCAAAUGGCGCUUCGGCCGAGUGCUGAAGAUUUAUCCUGGUGAUGACGGCUUGGUUCGAGUGGUUGAUGUGAAAACGAAGGAUGGAAUUUACAGAAGAGCCAUCACCAAGAUCUGCAUACUGCCCGGACAGAAGGAAGAAAGAGAGGUUUCGUAAUAAGGGUUGAAAGCUACCUUUCAACGGGGGGCGGCUAUGUUGAGUAAUGAAUUUGUACGGUAUAAACAUAUGACCUUCUGUCACUUGAAUUUGUUGCUUGGGAAUUGUAUUGAGGGGACGAAUGAAGGAAACAAGGAAUAAAGAAGGAGUCUAGCGCAAGCGUUCAAUCAGUACAGACGUUCCUCUCUCUACCAGUUGAGAAAUUCAAUAACUAAAACAAUAGCAAAAGCCAACUGUUACUAGUGAAAGGUGCAUAAACUGUGUGGAAAAGGGUACAUGCAAAGAUAAAACAAAUCAUUUCGAAACGAACUUGAUCUUUUCAAAACAACAUGCAGCGAAAGAGAGUGAAAGAGAGUUGUAGAGAGAUAAACAAAUGUAUAAAAAAAGAAGGACAACUUGCACACAAAUACACACACGCAUACAUGGAACGAAAUGGAGGUGUGCACGUUAUCAUAGGAUACAAUCUAAGGCCCAGAGAGGAGAGGGUAGUAUAAUGUGUUAAUGUAUAAUGGUGUCAAUGUGAUUCUGGUACUAGCAGGGAGUUUACAGGAUGUAAGUUAAUUGAUCAAUACCUCAGACAGAGUGUGUCAAAUCCCCCAGAUGUCCAGUAACAGAAACAGAUGGAGAAGAUGGUGUGGUUACAACAAGGAGAGAGCAUGAAGAAUGCAGGACGAGUAUUAAGUAUGAAUAGAGAAAGAGGGGAAAGUGUGAAAGAAAAAAGCCAGCCAAGAGAUGUCAGUUUGUUCGUAUGAGCCAAAUGGUUUUUAAAUGUGGAAACUUUACGUUCAUUGCUUCUGCUGUAUCAUUUAUUUUGUGCCGUUUGUUUGUUUGUUUAAGCAUUUUCAUCUUUCUCCACAGUUUUUGGGUUAAGAAUUUCAAAAACAGUAGUUUUGUUUCCUAUUGCCUUUCGUACAUGUGAUUAUGUCCUCUUCCAUUUUAUUAUAUCAGAACCAUCUGCCCUAAAUGUGCCCUCCUAAAACGGUGAUGUUUUUGUUUAAAUGGUUUUGUAUUAAUUUUCCACUACAAAAAGAGCGUUAUAAUGAUACGGGUUUGUUUGCUUUUGGAUGUAAAAUAGUAGUAAUAGUAACGAGAUUA